AAAGCAGACUGAGCAGACAGCCAGACAAAACUCAAAACUGGUGCAGGUGGAGAGAUCGGCAGAGGAGCUCAGGUGAAGGGAAUGAGAAGAAGAAAUGGGAGAACAAGAGAGGAGAUGAUUGGCUGGGGAAAACACUGGGACCAGGAAGGACUAACGAGGCUGACGUAGGACAGCUGUGGAGGGAAAAGCAUGCAGAUUCACCGAGCCCCACUCCUCCUGGAGGAGGAGAAGCAGCGGUUGGUGAGCGGGCAGAGGGAGGUCAGGGAGGCCCGACAGUAGUUCGGGAGUUGUGGUUCAUCGUGGUCAUGACAGGCAUUGUCCUGCUGCUGCUGGCCGUCAUCUUAGGUGUCAUGCUUCAUAAGGCCCUGAACAAACCCCCCUUCACCAGAGAGAGACCCCCACUGGUGGCCCUGCCCAUGCAGAAGAGGAGCCCCAUGGCUGUUUAUCCGCCCAGCAACUCUGUUUUGUUUGACACGGUACCUGACACAACAGGCUUCUCCAACAGUGUAACACUCAAGGGCUUCACCAUGAAAAUAGAGGAAGUCCUGGAGGAUAAAUGUGAACCAGCCGAUGAGGUCCCACCGCAGGGUGAGUUGGGCAUCCUCAGUGUGAACUCCCUGAGGCGCAGCGUCAGCCAGGUGAUGGAUGGGAAGUCUCUUGCAGGAGACGAUGGAGCGUGGGACCCCAACAUUUCAGGCCAUGACAGUGGGAUGUUCAUGGAUGAUGAAGAAUUUGUCGACACCGUCAAAGGUUUCAGCACGGUGAGGAAGGAGCACACCAUGUUCACCGACACCAACCUGUGACCUGAGGAUGACCUUUGAACCCGACACGACACUGGACCUGGAUGUUUUAAUGUUUUGACAAGCAAGUCCCCACACUCACAUAAAAUGCACCACGUUUGGUUUGAACUCCACACCAGCUAAGCAGUGUGGUUAUGAAGAGGUUAGGUGCAGCAGAAGGGACUACUCUUACAGUGAAACAUGAAGCAAGAUGAACCAUUGUGACUCAUGACAAGAUUCAUCGAUUCAGUACCUGUGAAAUCUAGGAGAAGAAAAGUGGGAGGUCCUGACAUUUAAAGACAACAUGUCAAGAUACCUUUUGAGUGGGAAAGUCUAAAAGCUUAACAUUAAAACUUCUUAUCGCUGAAUACAGACUGGCCUCCAUGACUGUAAACUUUUGCAGCAAGUGCCAUUAAGUUAGUCAGUACUUUCCAAAAUGCUGAAUGCACAGACCUUUUUUCCUCGUUUUUGCUCAUUAUUCACUCUUGUUUUUUGUUUUUUUUUGUUUGUUUGUUUAUCUUUUUUCAGAGUCUGAAUUAGGUUUAUAAAUUACAGUGAGCAAAUGUAGUCUGGUCAGGCGAUGGCAUUCAACCAAGUGAGUUCAGCAAAGCAAGCUAAGCAUAGGGUUGCUGAGUAUGCACUGGCUUGCUUUUACUCACAAGGUAAUAAAAAUGUAUUGUAUCUCUA
Molecule: messenger RNA, 1466 nt
Organism: Scatophagus argus
Lineage: Eukaryota; Metazoa; Chordata; Actinopteri; Scatophagidae
Product: usherin
Exons: 6
Coding region: 306-803 (165 amino acids)
Source: RefSeq, a predicted model, not a curated record